AUGGAUGUGUGGCUGGGCACGAUACAAAAGGAUACACAGUGUGGAAAGUUCAGAAAGCUUAAGAGUAACAGCAGCCUUAAAGACAAUGUGCAAAGUGAAACGAAAAGUUUAGUGACUAAAUUACCAUGCUACAUACAAGACGAACAGGGACCGAUUGGCUUAGUUAACGUAGGUAACCUUGUUGGUUACAUCAUAUUAGAAGAGAACAGUGUAAUGAAUGAUAUAAAAAAUAACAACUAUGCAUGCAACGUGAAUCUGUUGCAAAUGGAAGGAGAGUCAAUUGAAAAGUGGAAGUGUUCAAAAUUCCAAACUGAAAAACAAAUGAUAAAAGAAGAUGUGAAGUGGCAGAAAAGUUGUACAUUAUGUGAUGAACCAAUCUCGAGACAUCAAGCAGCUAACUCGUAUUGGGUAAAUGAGCAAGUAGACGAAAAUGGAAAACCAGUCUACUUAAUUAGAGCGGCUCAUAUGAGAUGCGUGGCGUUGAAAUGGAGAGUGCCAGCAAUGAGAGAAGAAACAUGCUUGAAUUGCGGGUGGUGGCAGGAGCAGGGCUUACACGGAAAUCAACUCUGUUCUUCAUAG
This is a messenger RNA of Clunio marinus, 579 nucleotides long. The record is from the annotation of a GenBank genome assembly. NCBI's taxonomy places the organism in Eukaryota, Metazoa, Arthropoda, Insecta, Diptera, Chironomidae.